This is a messenger RNA of Drosophila innubila, 531 nucleotides long. RefSeq lists its product as uncharacterized. The record is from RefSeq and is a predicted model, not a curated record. NCBI's taxonomy places the organism in Eukaryota, Metazoa, Arthropoda, Insecta, Diptera, Drosophilidae. Bases 1 to 327 code for a protein of 108 amino acids. The transcript has a single exon.
AUGGCUGAGCAACUGUUUCCAGGCCUGGAGCGUCCACUGCCGCAACUUCCCUCCUUGCCUUACACUCUCUUUGCAUAUCGCGAGGAGCUGCGACGUCGGGACUCCCCCUUUAUGAAGAUGUCCACCAUCAAGCUGCAUUUGACAGAUAACCUGAUACUACAAACGAUUAAAAAUAUUCGUCAACUGGAUACUAUGGAGAUAAUGAAUCUGAAUCGUGAAAUUGUCUUCAAGCGUAAGCUGACCAAGCAGAUGAGAAAGGUACGCAAACUGGAGAAACUGGGGCUAAAUGUGGAUCCACGUCAGCUCAAUGGAUUACAGUGGCACUAACUUAACGCGAAAUACAGCAGAAAACGGUGUACAACAGCAAAUACGAAAUGACAAUGAACAAGAAAAACAUACUCUAAGCAUGUCCAAUAACUAAGUAGUUUCUAAGCUAACAAGUUUCUAAAACUCAGUUGUAAGCUGAACUUAAGUCGACUUUAUAAGUACUCGUACUAUAUACAUCAUUUUUUUCGUAAGCUAAAUAAAAUG